AGUGAGCGUAGCUACUGUCACGCACUGGAGUGUGGUGCCAUUCAAUCUCAGAGGCUAGCCUGUGAUCUAAUUUACCCAGAGCUGUCACCUCAGGAGCACUUAGCUUUUAUAAGACGCUCGGGACUCGUUUUAACUCGUUGUUAACAGGCGACAAAGGGACUCGACAAAGAUGUCCAAAGACACGGAAGGAAAGAGUGAGAAAAUUAUGGAUAUGGAGAGCAAGGUUCUGUGGUACCCGGAUUCUAAGAGGAACACACUGAUGGAUAAGUUCAGGAUACAGGUCAACCAGGACUACGGGCUUAAUCUGGCCAACUACAGUGACCUGUACCAGUGGUCAGUGGACUCCUACCCAGAGUUCUGGGGAGAGGUUUGGCGCUUUUGUGGAGUCGCGAGCUCAAAGCCAUAUGAAGAGGUGGUGGAUGUAUCCAAACGCAUCUCAGAUGUUCCCGAGUGGUUUAAAGGAGCUCGGCUCAACUACGCUGAGAACCUGCUCAAACACGCAGACCAUGACAAAGUGGCUCUCUACGCUGCAAAGGAGGCAAAUGAGGAAAUUGUGAAGGUGACUUUUGGAGAACUGAGGCGUGAUGUGGCGUUGUUUGCUGCAGCCAUGAGGAAGAUGGGAGUCCAGACUGGAGACAGGGUCGUAGGCUACCUACCCAAUGGUAUCCACGCAGUGGAGGCAAUGUUAGCAGCAGCCAGCAUCGGAGCUAUUUGGAGCUCAACAUCUGUUGACUUUGGAGUCAAUGGUGUCCUUGACAGGUUUUCUCAAAUUCAGCCUAAACUGAUCUUCUCUGUUGCUGCUGUAGUGUACAAUGGGAAAACACACGACCACAAGGAAAAGCUAAUUAGUGUUGUGAAAGGUUUGCCAGACUUGCAGAAAGUCAUUGUGAUUCCUUACGCUCGCACCAAACAUGAAACUGACCUUUCCAAAAUCCCCAACAGUGUAUUUAUGGAUGACUUUUUGGCAUCUGGGCGUGGCGAGGGUGACCAGUUCCCUCAGUUGGAAUUUGAGCAGCUUCCCUUCAAUCAUCCUCUUUUCAUCAUGUAUUCCUCUGGAACCACAGGAGCUCCUAAAUGUAUGGUCCACUCUGCUGGGGGCUCGCUCAUCCAGCACCUGAAAGAACACAUUCUCCAUGGCAAUAUGACCAGCAGUGAUGUCAUCAUUUACUACACUACGUGGCACACACUCCCCCGCUGGGAGCUUCCUUGUCCAACCAGACUACUGAGCAGCUCCACUGGAGCACAUGGGAUUAAGGGCAAAGUGUUGGCAACACUGACGCAAAUUCUUUCUUCCUUUUUUUUCUUUUUCUUCUCAAAGUAUACGAGAACACUCGCUACUUUUGGCAAACUGAAUAAUGUUUAUCUUUUUUUUUUCUUCAUCAGCAUCACUAUCUUUGGUACCGGGGCCAAGUGGCUGUCUGUGCUGCAGGAGAGGAACCUGACACCCUCAGAAACACACAAUCUCCAGUCCCUCCACACUAUCCUGUCUACUGGAUCUCCUCUCAAACCUCAGAUCUACGACUAUGUCUACCGCUGCAUAAAGAGCACCGUGCUGCUGGGCUCCAUUUCAGGUGGCACUGACAUAGUGUCGUGUUUCAUGGGCCAGAACCCAACAGUUCCAGUGUAUCGAGGUGAGAUUCAAUCAAGAAAUCUCGGCAUGGCUGUGGAAGCCUGGAGCCCUGACGGUGAGCCUGUGUGGGGAGAGAGUGGGGAGCUUGUCUGCUUGAAGCCAAUCCCCUGCCAGCCAACACACUUCUGGAAUGACGAGAAUCAGAGCAAAUAUCAUAAAGCAUACUUUUCUACAUAUCCCGGGGUGUGGGCCCACGGAGACUACUGUAAAAUCAAUCCAAAGACAGGGGGCAUUGUCAUGCUGGGCAGAAGUGACGGCACGCUGAACCCCAACGGAGUCCGAUUCGGCAGCUCAGAGAUUUACAACAUUGUGGAGGCGUUUGAGGAAGUGUCAGACAGUCUUUGUGUUCCACAGUACAACGCUGACGGAGAAGAGAGAGUUAUUUUGUUCUUAAAGAUGGCACCUGGUAAGCCCUUCAGUCCAGAGUUGGUGACGAAGAUUAAAGGAGCCAUUAGAAAAGCUCUGUCUGCUCGACACGUACCCGCCCUGCUGCUGGAGACCAGAGACAUUCCUUAUACCAUCAGCGGCAAGAAGGUGGAGGUAGCUGUAAAACAAGUGAUUGCUGGUCGGGAGGUGACACAAAGAGGAGCAUUCUCCAAUCCUGACUCACUGGACCUCUACAAAAACAUUCCUGAACUGCAAAACUAUUAGAGAUGUGGCUUCACAGAGCUGAAGAGAGGGUCGGCAAAGACACGUAGCCUGAAAAGAUUUUAGCUUUGAUUUUAGACUAACUUUAUGUAAAUUUACAGGUACAGGGUGAUGUGCAAAGUUCAUUGAAUGGGUUCCUCAAACAGGCACCCUCCACUGCAUACAGGGCAAAAAGGUGAUGAUGUGUGUCAAAAUAAUAUAUAACAAUACCAAACAAGAUGUAUUAUAAUAAUAAAUUGAUGAUAUCAGGCAGACAGAGAGACAUAGUGUUCCACAAGUCAUCAAGCAGCUGCUCAUAGUCUACCGUACUGCACAAUUAAGUGUUGGAAAUGGAACACUGAAGGAGGCUUUGGAUAUAAUAUCGUGUGUUUAGCAGCGCUUGUGAAUAAGCUCAUGCUUUGAAGCCCUUGAAGAAAUGAAACGCAGCAUAAAGUGCUUUGCUUCUGCUUCACACUUUGAUUGUUAUCAGCUACUGAAGAACCAUAUCUCCCUGUGUCACCUGCCUGUAACCUUGAGUGGGUCCCUGAAUAAAAUCCAUGGAGGUGUGUAGAUAAAUACACCCACGCAUCUUGGAGUUACGCCUCAGCUUUGGCUCAUAUCACCAUAUCAUGUUUAUGUGGUGUGGAUUGCUAUCUUAAUGUGGAUAUAUUUGUACAUCAGUAUAUAUUUUGGGACUGUGAAACUGUGUUGACUUUACAGUUAUGCCUUUAACGAUAGCCACCCAAACUUGUUAACCAAAGUCAUGGAAGUUGUAUUAUGUUUGUGUAACAGUUCUAGUUUACUUAAUUCUUGAACAAGGGAGCCUAGAAAACUAAACUAAUAUAAUAUAAUUUAAUAUAGCUUACUAAUAACUAAUAUAGCUUUUUUUUCUGCCUAAAAAGCUAUAUCAUAUUUCAUACUUGAUUCUGAACCUUUGUUUUCGAAAUCCUCUAUUCAGUGUUGUCCCCCCAUCCAAAACCAGAAUAGGUCGUUAUCUAUCAAUCUGUUGUACCAAGGAUUCAGUCAAGAUGCACAUUUCUCAUUUCACCACAGAAGCCUGUUGUAUACAUUUGUUCCAUGAUUGUUACAACGCUAAGAAAAGCAUGUGUUGUACUUUGUACAUAGAAAAAUGAGUUAUUUAUUUAAAAUUUCCUAAUUAUAAUAACAAAUUCUGUAGCCUUGUUGAUGCUAUUAACUGUAGUGGUUUGGGCACUAGUAAAUCUGUAAUAAAACACAAUUCCUUUGGGUUUGAUUUCCGUUUUCCAUGAGAAGCAAAUACCCGAGCAGAGUGUCAAUUGUGCAAAGGAACAGAUGUCAGAGAGCCAUUUGAUCUAUGGAUAAGAAUUAAACUGAAAAAAAUAAAAAAUAGGGAC
Molecule: messenger RNA, 3630 nt
Organism: Neolamprologus brichardi
Lineage: Eukaryota; Metazoa; Chordata; Actinopteri; Cichliformes; Cichlidae
Source: RefSeq, a predicted model, not a curated record